This is a messenger RNA of Capsicum annuum, 1517 nucleotides long. RefSeq lists its product as uncharacterized. NCBI's taxonomy places the organism in Eukaryota, Viridiplantae, Streptophyta, Magnoliopsida, Solanales, Solanaceae. The record is from RefSeq and is a predicted model, not a curated record. The transcript is spliced from 3 exons. Bases 563 to 985 code for a protein of 140 amino acids.
UGCUCUAUUAUAAGUCUUGCAAAAUUGAUAUACCCAAAUUUACCUUAAAAGUUUUUUUUUAACUUAAUGGAAGAUAUGGUAUAAUUAUGACUUUAUUUAUCCCUCUAAUAAGUUCCAAAAGAUAAAUGAAGGAACUUUUAAAUUGAUUGUUUUGUUGUUUUGUUAAAUAGUUUAUGAAUUUAUCCUCUAUUUGUAUUUACUUUCGAUUUCGUAUAAAGAAAAAGUUGCAAAGACAAUAGUCACCAAUAAAGAAAAUAAUUCAAAAGGAAACAAUUGUGCACUGAAAUUGGUGCGGGAGCUGGCAGAACCAACAUACAAUAAGUAAUUGUCAUUAUUACAUUAUGUGAUCCAAUAUAAAUGAGUGUCGAUUACACUAACCUUCUUUAAAAUAAAGGGUGGUUACUAAUAUUUAUUUAAAAUAAAAAACUUUGAUUAAUUCACUGGUAUAUAUGUCAUUUACGUCGUCACAAUUUCUACUGAAGCUCUUGGAAGUUUUAUCUCUUCCCAUCGUCAGUUGCUUGAGCAUUUAGCGCUGGAAAAGUACUCAGAUAAUGCAAAUCACAUGGAAAUUAAUGCUCCCAAGUUGAGGUCAUUUGUCUUCAUAGGUAAUAUACAUUUUAUACAUCUAAAAUGUGUCCCUCUUCUUGCAAAAUUUUCACGUGAGUCUAUAGAAUCCUCUGUAAGGGCAGGAAAUUAUGAUCUUGCGGUAUUUUUCAAGUCUAUUCCUGCUCUCGAGAAUCUCCACUGGGAUUAUAGUAAUUUCCGGCCGUUCAUGUUUGCAGGACCAGGUGAAGUACCAGGAAAGCUUCCUUCUGCUCUUAACUGCCUUAAACGUCUUUACCUAUCCGAGGUCUGCGUGGCGGAACAUGUCGAGGUUGCAUGGGCUCUUUGCUUGAAAAGAAGCUCCCCAUAUUUAGAGGAACUUGAAAUUAAGGGACCUGGUGAUCUUUUGGUGAAUUACUUUCUUUUGUGCCUUGGGUGUUGAGGGUGAAAUUCCUGCAAGCUUCUCAGAUGCGACAUAUAAUUACCUCAGGGCAGUUAAGAUUAAAGGUGUAGCAGGAGCAAAGGUUGAAAUGCAGCUUAUCAAGGUUUUAUUGGCCAAGUCUCCGGUGUUAAGGAGAAUGGUGAUCGAUCCCGAUAUAGAAGGUGAUGAAUCUCUCAAAGAACUCGCGCAGAUUACAAAAUUUCAGCGGGCAUCACCUUGAGCAGAAGUUGUAUAUAAUGUGAAUGCCUAUCCUGGUUACGAACCUGCUUGAUUAUAUAUAUUCAAACCAUAAUCUUCGAUCGGCCAAGAUGUUUUGAAAACUUCAGUGUUAAAUAGAAAACGAAUGUUGAUGCCGUAUUAUAAGGCUGUGUUUUGACUUUUGCCAUUAUAUGGUGAGAAAACUCUUCAAUUUGGGAAGGUAGUGCAUCUGGAUGGAUGUUAUGGCUAGUGUAUACAUAACAUACUUGUUCAAGGCAAUGAAUGCAAUGUGAAGUUUUUCAAUGCAAAAUAUACUCACUGUUUUACAGAAUUA